AUGAAGCCACUAAAGAAACAGAGGGGGCGCUCUCCCCCCUCCACACGGGCCAAAGGGGGGAAGAAGAGAGGGGCGACAGAGACCCCCCCAGAGAGGGACGACAGGAACAAACUCAGGAAGGAGAACCAAGACGGACAGCCUCAAACCACGCCCCCUGCCCACUUGCUACGGAAACAAUCCACAACCUCCUCUGACAGCUCUCAGCGGGAGCCAAUCAGAGGCAGUGAGACCCCAAAGAAGGAGGGACCUAGAGAGCAGGUGCUGCCAAGGCAACCUGAAGUCAAAGAGAAGACCGAGGACAGCAGAGGGGGGGUUGGGGGGAAACCAGGGGGGCCUAACAGCACCCCCACCCCCUCCCAUAACAACACCCUCACCAUCCCCACCCCCACUACCAGUCCCAGCCCUACCUCCAUAUCCAGUAGGAAAACAGCCACCUUCAAGGCCAGAGUCCCCAAGAAGAAGUACAUCGCUGAACACUAUGCUAGUAGCAACGCGCCCGGCCUCACCUUCACCCCUGCCCCCAUGCACAACAGCCACACCCCCAGUGUGGCCAAUGAGGAGAGGAAGGUAGCCGCUAGCAGCCACAGCCAUGGCCCGGGGGAACAGGGGAUGACAGGGGCCUCCAUAGGGCCUAACAAUGGUAGUGUGGCCCCCCAGGACAGAGAGAGAGACCCCCAGGGUGGGGAGACAGAGGCAGAGGGGGCCCCUAACUCAGUACGCUCCGUAUGCACGGAUACAGCCAGCGAGCACGAUCUGGAGGUGAACCCCCAGCCUAGUACCAGCCCUGCUAGAGCCCCCUACCAUGGCAGUCUGCCCCCUUACUCUGCUACUACCUCCCAGCCCGGCCCCGGCCCCAACCAGAGCCACAGAAAGGGCAGUAUGUCCGGGGCGGAUGCCCUGGCCAAAGGCCUGAAGAACCAGAGAGUUCUAGCCCGCUGUCGAUGGAGAGACAGACUUAACGGAGAGCAAGGGGGGGGACCGCACACCCGGAGGGAGAGGAGAGGAGCGUGGAGUUCAUCCUGGACGCCCCCCCCACCCGGCACGGCGUCCGUGGCCAUCGGGACACGCGUAUGUGUGCCUUUCAGAGGGGGAGGGGGGCGAGAUGGGGGUGAACAGGGGACACCUCAGCUAUACAGAGAAGGAGUGCUGUCCCAGGUAGACCCCCACCCUGCCGUGUCGUUCCCCUACAGGGUGCUACUGUGUGAGGAUCGAGAGGCGCUGGAGAAUGGAGGGAGGGAGGAGGAGAGAGGGAUGGAGGAGGAGGAAAGGAGGAGGAGGGUGCAGGCCCAGGCUGUAUGGGUGUCCAGACAGAGCUUGAGGCUGCUGACUCCCCCCUGGGAACUGCCUCACCCAGAGGGGGGGAGAGAGAGAGAGAGGGAGAGAGAGAGGGAGAGGGAGGAGAUGGAGGUGGAGAGGGAGGUGUGCCAGCUGAGUAUUGGGAUGGCGCUGGGGGGGCCGAUGGGAGGGGGGGCGAGGUUGGUGCACAGCUUCUCUCCAGCUGGGGUGGUGGGGGGGCAUCACUAUGGAAACAUCCCCCCCCACCCCUCCUCGUUGCUAACGACCAGCGUUGUCUCCAGCACUGGAGAGGGUCACCCUGACAAAGAGAGAGAACAAGAGAGGGAACAAGAGAGACAGAAACAGCCCCAAACACCAGAGGAGGACAUGGAGAUGUCUAGGUUCAGUAUGGGCACCCAGCAUCGCCACAUCCUCUCCAAGCCCCUCCUCGGGGGGCACAGCUACCCCUCCUCCCAACACCUGGUCCAGGGCCUGGGCACGCCACUGGGCUCUCACCUGUCCUCCCUCACCUUGCCUGGCCCUGAGGCCCUGGCCAUGACCCCCCCACCACACCUACCCCCUUCCAAGAGCACCCUGGUCCCCCUGGACAAGACCCCCUCCCAGAUCCCCACCCCUACCCCUGGAGGGGGGUCUACCUCCUCCUCAGCCUCCUCCUCGCGCUCCCGCACCCCCCUGUCGGCCACCCUGCAGAAGUACAAGAAGGGGGACGUGGUGUGCACCCCUAACGGUAUCCGCAAGAAGUUCAACGGCAAGCAGUGGAGACGCCUCUGUUCCAGAGAGGGCUGUAUGAAGGAGUCCCAGAGACGAGGCUACUGCUCACGCCACCUCUCCAUGAGAACUAAAGAGAUGGAGGGAGCGGGAGGAGGGGGAGAGAGGGACAGGGGGAGGGGAGGAGGGAGCAGUUCGGGGACGGUCACCCCCUCAGACCUGCGUGGGUUUGACUGGGAUGAGACGUCCAGAGACAGCAGCGAGGCCAGCAGUAGAGGAGACUCCCGCCCUCGGCUGGUGCUGCCCUCCCUCCUCCCCCAUGACUUCUCCAGGUUUGACUUUGACGAGUGUGAGGCAGCCACCAUGCUGGUGUCUCUGGGCAGCUCUCACUCUGGGACCCCCUCCUUCUCCCCCAUCUCCAACCAGUCCCCUUUCUCCCCCGCCCCCUCGCCCUCACCCUCCCCCCUCUUCGGAUUCCGUCCCGCCAACUUCUCCCCCAUCACCGCCUCCUCCGUCCUCCCCCCUCCUCGCAGACACAGACACCCCAGUGCCACGGGGGGAAAGCUGGGUACCCCUGGGGGGGCAGAGAGGGAGAGGCAUACCUCAGGGGUCCAGCCGUCCUUCCACACUAACCUGACCUUCACUGUCCCCAUGAGCCCCAGCAAACGCAAAACAGACGUUCCUCCUCCCCCCUCCCACCCCCACCACGACUACCCCCCCAAACCUGAGCUGGAGCAGGGGGACCUGAACCCUGUCUCGUUCCCCAUCCUCUCCCCCCAGACCCCAGCACACACUCACGCUUACACACCCACCUUCUCCUGUCCCCGAGGGGUGAGCACACCAACCAGCCGGGCCCCCUCCUCCCCCGCCACCUCCCCCCCUCCCCUCCUGGUGUCCCCAACUCCCCCCUCCCCUCCAGACUCAGGCCCCCGCCGUUUCCACCCCACAUCCCAGCAGGCCUUGCGGGACUCUCCGGUGAUCGUGCGGAACCCGGAGGUUCCUCUGGCCAAGUUCACAGAGCUUCCGUUAGGCCGUGGGGGGGGGGAAGUAGGAGAUCCUAAGAGUCUUAACAGCGUUACUCCCCAGCCUGUCUCCACUCUCCAAGUCCCUGUACCCAUCAACGCUGCUGCUGCCGCGGCAACCAACGGCACCGUCCUCCUCCAGAGCCCCACCCCCACCCUAGUGCUGGUGUCAUCCGCCCCGCCCUCCCUGACCUCCGUCACCCCCGGUUACCCAGCUUUGGCUUGCAUCUCCAUCUCCACCACGCUCCCCUCUUCGGGACCCCCCCUCACCAACCCAGCCAGCCCAGGGGAGGGGGGUGGUAGGACAGAGAGGACAGGCUCAUUUGGGGGGGAGGUUCAGCAGCCAGUGGCCUGUCACCCCUCUCCUACAGCCCUGCUGCCCCUCAUACUGCCUGCAGAGAACCUGCACCCCACACCAUGCAAAGACAUCAUCAUGGGACGCCCCGGGACAGUCUGGACCAACGUGGAACCCCGGUCGGUUCCUGUGUUUCCCUGGCAUUCAUUGGUCCCUUUCCUGGCACCAACCCAAUCAGAUGCAUCUACUCAGUCUGGUGAGGGCCAGCAACCAAUCAAUCACCCCCAAGCUGCCAGUCUGAAAACAGAGUCUCAGGGGGGUGCAGUGCUGCUACAGGAGGCCAACGAGGACACCCCCACCCUGGAGAGAGGACCCACAACAAGGCCAACUCCCUCCACAGAUGACCUGGCCCCGGAGAGGGAGAGAGAGGCCGAAAGAGAGAGGCCAGACAGUGAGACUGAGAGUGAUGUGGAUGACCCGUUCUUGCCCAGUGUUCUUCCUGAGCCCUUGUCUGUGACUCCUGUGAAGAGACGCACUCAGUCCCUCAGCGCCCUGCCCAAAGAUGGGGACAAGAUCAGCCCUAACAAGAGGGAGAAGGACCACAUCAGACGGCCCAUGAACGCAUUCAUGAUCUUCAGUAAGCGGCAUCGAGCGCUGGUGCACCAGAGGCACCCCAACCAGGACAACCGCACGGUUAGCAAGAUCCUGGGCGAGUGGUGGUACGCCCUGGGGCCCAAAGAGAAGCAGAAGUAUCAUGACCUCGCCUUCCAGGUGAAGGAGGCCCAUUUUAAGGCCCACCCAGACUGGAAGUGGUGCAACAAAGACAGGAAGAAGUCUAGUUCUGAUGGCCGAGGGCUCCCGGGGCCGGGAGGCAAAGACAUUAGAGAAAGGAGCAUGUCUGAGACCACCGAGCCUCAUGGUGUGGAGCUGAAAGGGGUGGGGUCUGGCCUGCUGGGUGUGUCUGAGCGGAAUCCAGGGGAGGGACAUGUAGGUCAGCUACCCCGCCCCCGAGCCUUCUCCCAGAGUGCCAUGCACAGCCUGGAGAGGAGUGAGAAGGGCAACACACAGGCCCUGGCCGAACUGUCACAGAUGUGUGGGGAUGGCGGUGGCCAGUUUUCGGGGCGCGCUCAGACCCUGUCCCGGUCUCAGAGGGGGGUCAGUGAGGACAUGACCAGUGAUGAAGAACGCAUGGUCAUCUGUGAAGAGGAGGGAGACGACGAUGUCAUCGAGGACCAGUACCCUGCCAGCUCCAUAGACCUGAAGUGUAAGGAGAGAGUGACGGACAGCGACAGUGACAACGCCUCUGGGAACGAGAGCGAUCGCAAGCGUGUCUUUGCUCCAGUGAUCUGCUCUUCCUUCUCCCAGCCCACCCCCCACGGACGCUCCGUCUCUCUCUCCUCCUACCCUUCCAAACGCUACGACGAGGAGAGAGGGGGGCUCUCAGACCGCAGGAGGAAGAGAGGAAUAGAGGGAGGUGGUGAUGGAGGAGGAGGAGUGUCAUCCCUCUCUCUUUCCCUGUCCUCCUCAGGCCACUCUGUCAUCUCCAGCCCCGGAGGCCCAGUUCCUUCUGCCCUUACCCCCCUUGGCCUGUCUCCUGUCCUGGGCUUGGGGGCUGUCAGAGUGGCCUCUACAGUGGUGACCAACGUGGUUCGUCCGGUCGUGAGCACGCCAGUCCCUAUCGCUAGUAAACCCCGAGACGGAGCAGCUUCAUCCAUUCCUCACCCACCAGACAGGAGGUCCCUCCCAUUGCAGCAGGCGCAGCUUCUGAUUGGCUCCGGAGCAGGAAGCGGAGGGCCUGGCUACUACUCCUCAUCGUCACCCAAUCCCAUAGGUGCAGGGGCGGGUCCAGGGGGGCUAGUGACCAGCUUGGUGUUCCCGGGACACAGCCAGCCCACCGUCCAGCUCAUCAGUCCCUCCCCCCAUCCGUCCUCCCACCACCAGCUGCCCCCCCCCGGCCCCGUCUCUGCCCCCACACACAACCACACCAAUGGCCCCCUGCCCCUCUCCCUGCUCCAGCCCCAGUUCCUCUCCUCGUCAUCUCUGGCAUCCCCCGGGGGCAAAGCCAUCACACAGGUCCAAUACAUCCUGCCCACCCUAUCAGCCAGCUCUAAUCCCAAGAGCCCCUCCCCUCAGCUGCACAACCUGCCCAACAGUAUCUUCAACCUGCCCACAGCUCCGCCCACCCACAUGUCCAUAGCCAAUGGGAAGCAGGUGGGGCCGGGCUCGCUGAUGGGAUAUGCCUCCAGCCCAGCCGUGGGAGUGGUCAGCCCGGGAGCCAGAGUGCAAUCCCAGUCCCCAGUCCUACAGGGCAAGAUGCUGCUUCCCAUGGCAACAGUGAGGACGGCACCCGCCCCUGCCCAGCAGUUCCCCCUCGUGGCUCCACCUCUUCCUGUCCAGAAUGGAGCUCAAGCAGGAAGCAAGAUCUUCCAGAUCGCUCCCAUGCCUGUCGUCCAAUCCCAGCUCCAGCAAGGCGGGACAGGGCAUCCUGGGAGCCCUUUUCCCGUUACCAUGGGAACGGCCACAGUAUUGCACCCGGGUUCUGCCCCAUCUCAGACUGUGCUGCUGCCGCCCCAACCAACCAGGAUCACCUAUGUCCAGUCCACGCCAGGAGUCCCCUCUGCUCUGCCUCUGGUCUCCACAACAACAGGCUCCUCCUCCCCUCAGCAGGCCCAGCCCACCCCUGGAUCUGCAUAUGUUCCAUUGCCCCUAGCAACGCUGGGCUUUACAGCCAUAGACCCCCCUGGACAGAACCUAGUCCAACCCCUCAUCACAGGUCAGCCUCCCCUUCUGGCCCCAGUCCAGUCCCCUACCUGCCCCUCCCUCCCCGCUGGCCCAGCCUCUGCUUCAGGGGGACAGAUAAUCACCGCCAUCUACCCCCCUACCAGCGUCACCAUGGCAACCGGGGUGGUCUCCAUGGCAACCGGGCCACCCAGCAUGGUGUACACAGUCUCCAGCUCCUCCAGUCUGUCCACCCACAUCCUGCCCAAACACACAUUCGCCCCCACCACACACACUCACACACACACCCAGCUCCAGUCGGACAGACAAACAGACAGGCACGCGGGGGAGAGACCCACGGACAGAACGUCUCACUCUCAGUCAGCGGAGACGCAGCCUGAGCUACAGGUGUACGGACAGACGGACAGGCCAACCCUCACACAGGCGGACAGACAGACGGAGAGGCAAGCCCAGACCUUCAAUAAGAGCAGCAGCUUAGUGGCACCCCCAAGUGGCUCCUCAUUGUCACUGCGGCCCUGCAGCCCCCCCCUGCCCUCUCACACUUCCACAGGCAGCGCACCAGGCACCCCCAAACUCCCCCAGCUCCCGGUGAGGACCCCUCAGAAAAUCAAAGCCACAGUUGCCAACAUCCCGGUGGGCAGCUACGAGGGAGGAGGCCGAGGAAAGGAGAGGGAGAAGAACCGAGAGAGGGAAAGGGAGAAAGAAAGAGAGAACACUGGAGCCAACAGUCGUUUUUCCUUUGAGCUGGAGCGUCCUGGGGAGUCGGCGUCCCCGUCCCAACACACACACACUGCUGAGGAGCCCCCCUCCUCUGAUAGACCCCCUGUGGGACACGGCCCUGGGGACAACACUGAUACAUGCAGCACAGAGGCCAGCAACAAGGAGUCUGGGUGGAAGGACUCCGUCCCCUCCUCACCCCUGCCCCCUCCCUUGGGUACAGACCCUGCCCUGCCACCUCCCCAGAGCGACAAAGAUGCCCCUCCUCCCAAAAAGGUGAAGGCCCGCCCCCCGCCACUCAAAAGGACCUUCGACUCUGUGGACAAGGUGUUGUCGGGGGUGUAUUUUGAGGAGCGUUUUGCUCAGCUACCAGAGUUCAGGCCAGAGGAGGUGCUGCCCUCCCCCACCCUGCAGAGCCUGGCCACCUCCCCCCGCGCCAUACUGGGCAGCUACCGCCGCAAGAGGAAGAACUCCACAGACCUGGACUCGUCCACAGAGGACCCCGUGUCUCCUAAGAGGAAGAGCCGACGGCGCUCCAGCUGCAGCUCGGAGCCCAGCACACCCAAGAGCGCCGCCAAGUGUGAGGGAGACGUCUUCACCUUCGACCGACCAGCCCCCCCGUCUGUGUGUCCCCCUCCAGGGUCUGGGACAGGGACAGGUGCUGACGGAGAGGACAUCCUGGGGGAGCUGGAGUUUGACAAGGUGCCCUACUCCUCUCUGAGACGCACCCUGGACCAGAGACGAGCCCUCGUCAUGCAGCUCUUCCAGGAGCAUGGCUUCUUCCCCUCAGCCCAGGCCACAGCAGCCUUCCAGGCACGCUACUCAGACAUCUUCCCCACCAAGGUGUGUCUGCAGCUGAAGAUCAGGGAGGUCCGACAGAAGAUCAUGCAGACUGCCGUCCCCUCUGAGACCAAUGAGGCCUGCUCGCUCCCCGGACCGUCUGGCGCCCAAUCAGGGGAAGGGACAGGAGGGGCAGAGCCAUUGGGAGAGGAGGCAGAUCGAGAGAGGGAGGGUAGUCCAGAGGAGCUGAGGGAUUCGCAGGAGUCUUCUAGAUGAAGGAUGCCGACAGGCUGGAUUGACCAAUCAGCGAUGGACCAGUUCCCCAAAUCCUGCCUCUUAAUUUUGUUGAAGCUACACCCCUCUCUCUCUGCGUCUCUGGACCUGUCUCUCUCUCUUUCUCCAGAGAGCCAGGUCAGAAAGAGCAAGUGGAAGAGACCAAGAGGAUGUGUGUGUUUGCAAAAUGGGUCAGAGGUGGAAUUGUUUAAAACUUAAAAGGGGAUUGUUUUUAAAGUGUAAUUCCCCCUCUCCAAAAAAUGACAUUUAAAAUGCCAGUGACACACACAGCUGAUGAACCCCAAACUCCAGUACCCACACUUGAAUUAGCACUUUGUUAUUAAUAUUAUCCUUGUAAGCUUCCAUUGAUGCCAGUGGACAAUAGACUAUACAAUAACAACUCUCCAGCUGUUACCUUUUGCCUUGGAGCAGGGCCCAUCUUUCAGACUGCAAUGCAUAUCACUUAGUGGGACUGUUUGAGGUUAUUUCUCACUCUAACAGGACUGACUUUGUUGUUUUUAAAAAUGGAGGGCUUGGGAAGCAAGGUCAGUUAAUUGGCUGCUGAAGAGGGUCUGGCUCUCAAGUCUCCCAUUGGCUCAUUUGUUUCUGCUGGACAUUAGGGGGCUGGGUCCCCACUGACUUGAGAUGAUGCCAUUGGAUGGAGAGGGAUCAGAAGGACCUUUGUUUUGUUAGAUUUUUCUCUACUUUGAUCCAUAAAAGCAUAACUUCAGCACAGGUCUGUGAGGGGGACAGGACAGCGUUUAGGACCUCGCCCUCACUUCCCAUGAUUGGCUACAGAAGAUGCCAGUAAAGCGCGCACCAAGCGUUCCUGCUAGUCUGAUUCGCUUGCCAUGAGGGAAGGAGGCGGGGAGAAGGAGUCAAUGGGCACAUCAUGGCUUUACAUUUCUCACUGUCACUUCAACCAUGUUUUAUGUAUUUGUAGACUUUAGUUGAGAACCCAGAGGACGUCAGGCUGACAGGCCUAUUACUUCUAAUGCCAAGCAGUUUUUUAUCUAACGACAUCAAACUUGUCUUUUUUUUUAUCAAACACAUGUAACUUUGCAGUUCAUUAUGUUAUUAUUGUAUUACUGUUACUAAUAUUACUCCUCUCAUUGUUAUAGUGGACCUGAUCCUUACUACGGGCUGGUAUCAAUGUCAUUGUUAUAGUGGACCUGAUCCUUACUACGGGCUGGUAUCAAUGUCAUUGUUAUAGUGGACCUGAUCCUUACUACGGGCUGGUAUCAAUGUCAUUGUUAUAGUGGACCUGAUCCUUACUACAGGCUGAUAUCAAUGUCAUUUGAUUAGCUCUCGCAAACUGUGUUCUUAUUUGAGGGGAAAUGAGAUGGUCCUCACCUGUGCCUCUUUCCUGCUCUUUGUCUUCCCUUUCAACACCCUGACUUCGCCCCAGCAAGGACCUGGGGUGACAAAUCUUUUUAUUCAUUUCAAUGAGGGAUAACAAAGAGAAGAGGGUUGACAUUUGUAGUCAUUUAAGUGUAAUAAGUAUGUUUUUGGACAACCCUGUAUACCUCUCUCACUCCCCUGCUAGUAAGUUUGAUUCUACAGGCUCCACCACCUCAUUUCUUUCCGUUCAUCCUCCCUUACUGUUCUCUCUAGGGGGUGGGAGGAGAUAAGCCUGGAGGGGGCAGGGCAGUAUAAAGAGUGGUAGGGUAUAAUAUUGGUUGUCUUUGUGCAAGACCUGGUUGUGUUGUACAUAUUAUUUACUGUAGUCAGGAGACUCACUAUAAUAUUGUUAAGGAACAAUGUGUAACUGACUUGUAUUGACUUUUAAAAGACGCCAUUACACAAGGUCAAACUCCAAAAAUGUACAAAUGAAUAUUAACGUUUUACUCCUUGUUUUACUGAGAUACAGUAUGCAAGAUAAACUUAAAUUAUUCAUAAAUGUACAUCUAUCUUUCAGUAUACGAAUAAAUGUUCAAGUUAA
Molecule: messenger RNA, 9772 nt
Organism: Salmo salar (Atlantic salmon)
Lineage: Eukaryota; Metazoa; Chordata; Actinopteri; Salmoniformes; Salmonidae
Source: RefSeq, a predicted model, not a curated record